GGAAGCGGAAAUUACGACUUCUUUUGUGCUGGAGGUGUGAAACGGCAUCUCUCCAAAACAAGUUUUAGUGACACGUUGCAUUGUAAAUAAGUUCAUGAGAUUCACUUUAAAGAAUGUCAAAUUGGUGACAUCAUGGUGUGUUUGUGGUGACCCACAGAAGCUUGAUAGGGGCUUGUAUUACUUAAUAUUGUUGCAAGCACUUCUUUAAAGGCAUUUUAUUUCGUCUUUGUACUCGAUUGACUUUACCAGGUGUUGAAAUUACACUGUAGCAUUUUAAUAAUGCAGAUGAAGAGAUAAGGUAUGCGGGCGGUUUUGCCCUAGAAGAAGAAGAAGAAAGCUUUUUCAAGAUGGUGCUAUUUGCUUCAAUAUUUCGAGCUUCCGACGGAUUGCCAUUGGUGGCGUUGACAGAUUUUGAUGGUCAGAGGUCAAAUGUAAAACAUGCACAACGUUACGUGAAGUUGAUUUCAAAGAAACUGCAUCAGCUACCAGACAGAUGCACCCUGCAAAGUGACGACUAUGUGAUACAUUUUAUUACCAUUCCUCCUCAGAACAUCAGUGUGGUGACGGUACUUGAUGUCUCCUACCCCAGUGUGCUUGGUUUCUGUUUCCUGGAGGAGGUAGAGAAGGAGUUUAUAAAGCAGUAUGACAGCAGGCAAGUCAGUGCAGCAGUUAGACCUUACACCUUCAUGGAGUUUGGUAAGUCAGACAUGCAGUGGCAUGUGCAUGCGUGCACACAUGAAUGCACGCAUGUACACACAAUGGAGUUCACAGUGAGGUUCAAUAUAAGUGCCAUUGACUUAAGACAUAUUCACCCCCCCCCCCCAGCCCCAAUAAAGGAAUUAUAUUAUUCAUGGGCUACAACACAACACAACGAUGGUCACAUCCAUGUAGAUUUAACAGAGAUCAACUCUUUUGUAUAUGGUGCUGCGUUCAUGCUCACAAGUCUCUUCUGUAUAUAUCAGAUAUUCCUGCUGUAUACCCACUCUCGCUGGAAGAAGUCCAAGACGUACGUGACCAGUAUACUGAUGUGUCUGUGUCAGAUGGUCACGUGGGAGCUGAGGAAUCUGCUGCAGAUAGGGUUCCACUUCAUGGCAAAUCUUCUCAUUACUUUUAUCAUUCUGUAUAGACUCGACUUGAAUAAAGUCCCGGAUUACCACGUUUAAGGACUCCACUGUCGACGUGCUGUCAAAAAGAAGAAAUCGUGUUGUUCGUCUUUCAAUUAUUUUGCUAACGUUUUUUUAGUACCCAGUAUGUGCAUCCUGUAUUUCAACAGAAUUUUUCAUUUAAUCAAAAAGAAAA
Messenger RNA from Lingula anatina, 1299 nucleotides. Its product is annotated as vesicle-trafficking protein SEC22a. Gene Ontology annotation, molecular function: SNAP receptor activity. The record is from RefSeq and is a predicted model, not a curated record. Gene Ontology annotation, biological process: retrograde vesicle-mediated transport, Golgi to endoplasmic reticulum; endoplasmic reticulum to Golgi vesicle-mediated transport. Lineage: Eukaryota; Metazoa; Brachiopoda; Lingulata; Lingulida; Lingulidae.